This is a messenger RNA of Saccharomyces kudriavzevii IFO 1802, 1161 nucleotides long. It is a transcript of the gene KAE1, whose product is annotated as tRNA N6-adenosine threonylcarbamoyltransferase. The transcript has a single exon. Bases 1 to 1161 code for a protein of 386 amino acids. Lineage: Eukaryota; Fungi; Ascomycota; Saccharomycetes; Saccharomycetales; Saccharomycetaceae. Gene Ontology annotation, biological process: tRNA threonylcarbamoyladenosine modification. Gene Ontology annotation, cellular component: EKC/KEOPS complex; cytoplasm. The record is from RefSeq and is a predicted model, not a curated record.
AUGGUCAACUUGAAUACUAUCCCUCCCAAAAACAACAGGGACUUCUACAUUGCAAUCGGACUUGAAGGUUCCGCUAAUAAACUAGGUGUGGGCAUAGUUAAGCAUCCGCUCCUGCCCAAGCAUGCCAACAGCGACCUAUCCUAUGAUUGUGGGGCGGAGAUGCUUUCCAAUAUCAGAGACACGUAUAUGACACCUCCUGGGGAGGGAUUUUUGCCUCGUGAUACUGCAAGACAUCACCGAAAUUGGUGCGUGAGACUCAUCAAACAAGCGAUGGCCGAAGCCGGCAUCAAAGACCCAACCUUAGACGUUGAUGUGAUCUGCUUCACCAGGGGUCCCGGGAUGGGUGCCCCCUUGCACUCGGUGGUCAUUGCCGCUAGAACAUGCUCCUUGUUAUGGGAUGUGCCUCUAGUGGGCGUAAACCACUGUAUAGGCCACAUCGAAAUGGGAAGGGAAAUCACCAAAGCACAGAAUCCUGUGGUGCUGUACGUUAGUGGGGGUAACACUCAGGUUAUCGCAUACUCUGAGAAACGGUACAGAAUCUUUGGUGAAACGCUCGACAUUGCCAUCGGCAACUGUCUUGAUAGAUUUGCGAGAACUCUGAAAAUUCCUAAUGAGCCCUCGCCCGGCUACAACAUCGAACAAUUGGCGAAAAAGGCCCCCCACAAGGACAGUCUGGUGGAACUGCCAUACACGGUGAAGGGAAUGGAUCUUUCAAUGAGUGGCAUCUUAGCUUCCGUCGAUUUGCUCGCCAAGGACCUGUUCAAGUGCAACAAGAAAAAUAAGAUCCUAUUCGACAAGAAAACGGGCGAGCAGAAGGUAACUGUGGAGGAUCUAUGCUAUUCCUUACAGGAGAACCUAUUUGCCAUGCUUGUGGAGAUUACGGAAAGAGCAAUGGCUCACGUCAACUCCAACCAGGUCCUGAUCGUAGGCGGUGUGGGUUGCAACGUGCGACUACAAGAAAUGAUGGCGCAGAUGUGUAAAGACAGAGCCAAUGGGCAGAUACAUGCUACGGAUAACAGGUUUUGUAUCGAUAACGGGGUCAUGAUUGCGCAGGCGGGGCUAUUAGAGUAUAGAAUGGGCGGUAUCGUGAAGGACUUCUCCGAAACCAUCGUUACACAGAAAUUUAGAACAGACGAAGUGUAUGCAGCCUGGCGUGACUAG